Magnolia sinica is the source of this 1437-nucleotide messenger RNA. RefSeq lists its product as uncharacterized. NCBI's taxonomy places the organism in Eukaryota, Viridiplantae, Streptophyta, Magnoliopsida, Magnoliales, Magnoliaceae. Bases 241 to 1293 code for a protein of 350 amino acids. The transcript is spliced from 5 exons. The record is from RefSeq and is a predicted model, not a curated record.
GUGGCCUGAGGAAAGCUCCUAAAAUGAAAUAGCGAAAUCUGAGAAAAAAAAAACAAAUACAGAAAGUCAGAGAAACACCAGCGAAAUGGGUGUCGAUGCGAACGAUCAGCGAAAUAUCCUUUCUCAAUCCACCUCCAUGCGCACGUUAGCAGCUCUCCUUUCUUGCCUCUUCAAUUCUCUUGUCAAAAGCAGCAUUCAAAUUCAAUAAUACAAGAAACCAACUCUCCCGAAACUACCGAAAUGCCAUCCUCUAUCCUCUCUGCAAACCCCCGGCUCCUCACUCCAACUAUCUACACAAAACUCGAUGGAUUGGAUCGAUACAGACGAAAUACCAAAAACCCACUUCAGAUUUCCAAGGAAUGCCUUAGAUUUUCGAUUUCCAGUCGAAAUCCCGCGGUGAAUUGCCGAAGCUUGCCGUCUCUUUCAAUUCGAUGCUAUUCGACGGAGAGCGGGAAGUCCAUUGACGUUGAGUCGCUGGUGGAUAGAAGGUUGGGAGAUGAGGUGGCGAGUGAGGGUGAAGAAGGCAGUGGAAGUAGAUUGAAUGUCGAGGUGGGGACGCCGAAUCUUCCGGUGCUUUUGCACUCGUCGAAGAUGAGCUUGGGCGAUCAGGCGUUCUUUCUCCUGGCAUUCAUCGCUUGCACGACCUCUAUAGCAUUUACUAGCCUGGUGAUUGCAGCUGUCCCAACUCUUAUUGCAAUGGGGAGAGCUGCAACAUCUCUCUCAAAGCUGGCAGAUACUGCCCGUGAGGAGCUUCCCAGUACAAUGGCUGCAAUCAGGCUUUCAGGCAUGGAAAUCAGUGAUCUUACUCUUGAACUGAGUGAUCUGAGUCAAGAGAUAGCUGAUGGAGUUAGCAAAUCGGCACAAGCUGUACAAGCUGCAGAAGCUGGAAUCCGGCAGAUUGGUGCUAUAGCUCGGCGUCAGACCAUCUGUGGGCCCCAUCAUGUAGAUUACCCGGCCCAAAUGGCAGACUGGGUAGCACACAGCUCAAAGUCAUUCUCAUGUACAAGUGUACAACAUGUAGAUAGGUCUGUCAACAGGCCAGGCCAAUGUCUGUCAAACCCGGCCUGCAAAGUAAAACCCGGGCCUGUGACCAGCCAAAACAAACAGGACCGAGCCCCACCCUUAAUAAUGCAUGGAUUGAUCCCAGCCACCCACUUUUGUGCAACAUUUGGGCUCUUCAUUAAGUGUGCCCCGUCGUCCAUGAUAUAUGACAAAAAUGCCCUUGAAAUCCUAAACUGUAACACCGGGGCUUCCGUGCUCUUAAAUGAAUCCCUAACCCGGGCCGGUUAUUAAGAAGAUUUAAAUUUUAGGCCUGGGCCGGUUAUUAAAUGGACAUAAAUUUUAGGCCCUUUGCCUGACCUGAAAACCCAACAGGUCAGCCCUGCCUAGUGACAGCCCUUCACGUAAACGUGUGGGUGACGUAGCAUAUCUUUUCUU